Molecule: messenger RNA, 1353 nt
Organism: Mesocestoides corti
Lineage: Eukaryota; Metazoa; Platyhelminthes; Cestoda; Cyclophyllidea; Mesocestoididae
Source: the annotation of a GenBank genome assembly
AUGAAGGCAAAAUGGUCAUACGCGCGCACCCGUGCGCGGCCGUGCCCAGAAGGCGUGCACACCAACGCACCCUCGCACGAACCUGGGAUACUGGCAGUUAAUUGGCUGCCGAUAUCGACCACGGAGCGUGCACUGGGUGCUGGCUCUGAAUUACUACAGUGCAGAGGAAAUCGCGGAAGACGUUGCAUCGCCUGGGAGGGUAUGGAGCCUUUCACGUAUGACGAUUACUCGGACUUCGAUGCCGAUGAAUUGGAUUUCGAUCCACCCUUGAGAAGGAGCACCACCUCAGCCACCCGGCGUCCUGCUCGUCCGUUGUCUCCAUUUGAAUUGGGCGUCGAUGAAGGUGAAAUGGAGAAGAUUCGUUCACGAGCGCGUCAGGCAACCGCAGACUUUCUGGACAGCUGCGACGCAAUGCGACAGAAGGCUAAAAUCAAGGAUCAAGAUGCGUUGAACAAGUUUAAUGCGGCUAUGCAGAGCCACGCCUCGUCGGUGCGAAGCGGUCCAGCGGGGGCGCGUCCCCCUCCCCCUCCCACGAUGUCCACGAGAGAGGGCAGCCGCGGCUCCGAGGUCGACGCGGACUCGAGCGUAAGCCCGCCACCGCACACGCGGUCGAUGCAAACGCACGCCUCACUCCACCUGUCACCCGCGUUUCUCGUACAAGCUCUCAAAGACACUUUUAUAAUGGCUGUCGUAAUCCUGUUGAAGGCGACGCCUCCAGUUGGGCCUGGACUGCGGAGUUUGAGGGUCCGCCAUCGCUCGCCUGGCCUCCCUCCUCCAACUCCAAAUGUGAUGGACGAAAUCAACGCUCUGGAAGCAUUUGCCAGAGAUACACGGGUCGUUUCCACGGAUGCUGACCCCCGAGAGCGCAUUAGCACUCGCCGCAAGAUUCGCGAUGUUGAGUCACGUCUGGAUAAGAUUUUGGACUACGAAUUGCCCUACGCGUCAGGAUUCAAGGAAAUGAGGAACGCCCUACGGGAUAUUAACGACAAGAUGGCGAGGCACCGACUGAUGAUCGACCGCUAUUCGGGCCUGCAAAUGAACGAAGACAACGAACCGGUGGCAGAUCGUGUUGCCGCCAAGGUUGAUGAACUUAUACCAAGAGUACCUGCCUUAUCAGGAGUGCAAAAUCCAUUCAAACCACGCACAUACGAAGUGACAGGCGAAUUCGAUCCUCGGUUAAUUCCGGGCUACGUGACAGGCAUAUGCGUGACUCAGAAUGAGGGCACGCAGGAGCUACGCGGACGCAUUCGCAACCUGCUCUGUAGAACCCGAGAGACCAGCAGGAAGGACGCAGCUAAUCCACACCUCAAGGCUUUUCCGACCAAACAGAGAACCGCCGCUGUCGCAGAAUGA